This is a messenger RNA of Thrips palmi, 6756 nucleotides long. RefSeq names its product zinc finger protein 473-like. Bases 188 to 3952 code for a protein of 1254 amino acids. Gene Ontology annotation, molecular function: chromatin insulator sequence binding. Gene Ontology annotation, biological process: regulation of transcription by RNA polymerase II. The record is from RefSeq and is a predicted model, not a curated record. Lineage: Eukaryota; Metazoa; Arthropoda; Insecta; Thysanoptera; Thripidae. Gene Ontology annotation, cellular component: chromosome; kinetochore. The transcript has 15 exons.
UGUGGCAAACACUGUUGUCACAUUUGUUACAGUGGUGCGAUGUUUUAGCGAAAUUAUUUGUGUACGUACUUUUGAAGCAACGCCGAAGACUCAUUCAUCUUGUCACAAACACGAAUGCUGCGAUCCAAGUGUGUUUUCAAAACUGACACCGCCUCACAAGAGCAGUGGACUCUCUCUGCUGUCCAACAUGGAUGAGAGCUCACAAGGCUCCGUCGAACUGAUUGAAGGAGUUGAGAUGGUGACUCCUCACGGGGAAAAACUUCGAGGCACCAUGAGGGAGGAGUACAUGCAGCAACCCUGUAUUGACAUUCAUCGUGUCUCUGGAGGCUCACCUGGCGGGACUCUUCUCACAACAGACCUCAUGCAAGGUCACAUGCAUCCUCAGAUGGUGGAGGAAUUUACAACUCAUGGUGGGACAGAGUACUAUGAACAUCACAUAUUGCAAGAACAUGACUUGGGUGAUGCUGACCGACAACUUGUUGAAUUGCAGGCAGUGGUUGAAGAGCCUCAGAAUUUGACAGCCCCUGUCACUGUGGUUGGAGAAAAGGGUGAAAUAGCAGCCAUGUUGUCAGCCUAUAUUCAAACCACAGGUGACAUUACGGGUACUCACCAGAUAAUAAUUGACUCCAGUGAUAGAAGUGUUAAGAUGUUUCAACAGCAAAGACUGCCCUCCUUGUCCUCUUUACCACCUUUGAAGAAGGCGUUACCUAAUUCAACUAUACGUAGCCGCUAUUUGAGACAUCAACCUCAUCAUGCUCUUGAUGAGGAAGUUACACUGACUCCUAUGACAACACACCAUACUCUUGAUGGAACAAAUGUUAUUGUAGGGCAACAUAUAGUUCAUGAAGAUGCAGUUGAAGGGCAUAGGUUAUUGGCCACAACAGAUGCUGAAGGGCACACUAUUUUGGUUGAAGACCCUAUUACUCAGAAGAUACUCCAAGAAUCUGUAAACCAACAUCGUAUAAUCACUCAUGACAACCAAAGAAUUCUGGUUACUCAUGAUUCAUCUAUGUCUCACAACUUGGCAACUUCCACUGGCGGUCACAGGAUAGCAACUAGUAUAAAUGGCCAUCGACUAAUGGACGUCCAGACAGAUCAUACUACACGGUAUAUAACUCAUCAGGAGGCAAGUGUAGUCACAACUAUGUCUGGCCAAAGACUGAUUACGCAUCCAGCACAAGUUCAAACUCAGACUGAAAUGGAUGUGGCUGAGAGGCUAUUAGAUGAAGAAUCACCCGAGCACCAGAUGUUGGUGCAAGAACAACUUAUUCAUGUUGUUCUAGAUCAGAAUGCUCAAGCAGAGCUAGGAGUUGUGGUUCCCACACCAGGUCAGCGGGUUCUUCUUCAAGGACCUGAGGGAUGGACAACAUUGGACCCAGCAGGAUCCUGUGAACCAGAGACUACAGAUCAUGACUCGAGGGACACUGCAACAAUAGUAGAAAUUCAAGAUCAUCAAGGACUUACAGUGAAACAUGAAGAAAUUGACCUGGCUGAGUCUAUGGUGGAGGAAGUUGAAGGUUUGGAUGGGUCUGUGGAUGGCGUUGCUGAAGGCAGUGACGGCGAUGCUGCUGUUGAUGAUGGAGUGGAAGAUUCUGAUUAUGACGGGGAAGGUGACAUGAGAACUUCCAGAAGAAGCCUCCCCCACAAAAAAAGACUCUCAAAGAAGCUGAGAAAUCCUCGGAAACCUCAGCCUCAACCUUUGCCCAAGAGUGUCAAUGCAAAGAGCUUCAAGUGUAACAAAUGUGCAGAACAAUUUCCUACGCAGGCAGCUUAUGCAGCUCAUAGAGUUACCCAUAAUGUAUCAAGCAAAAAGAGUUUAUCAUUUUCUUGUGAGAUAUGUGGCAAAAUGCUAGCUAAUCAACUGAAAUUUUUUGAGCACUUAAAAGCCCAUUAUGAGCCUGGAUCAGGGGUACUUGUAAUUGAUCCGUCUAGUUCUGCAAAUGGGCUUGUAAGUAUGGAAAAUGGGUCAGCACACGAGAAAUUAGCUGAUGGCAAUGUGAAUGAGAAUACCGUUUUGAAGGACAACACACAUCGUGGACAUCAACAUAUUGUACAGCAUCAGCAUCAUCCGAAACAGGAGCAGUUACAGCAACACAAUUUGCACGCAGUGCCUGAGCAGGAAGCCUCACAGUCUCCGAACCAUCACCAAGUCCCUCAGCAGCAUAUUCAGAGGCAUGUACCGCGUCUUUUGUCUCAUCAAGUUCGACGCCACCAUGAAGAACCUAUGGAAGAGGAACAUCAAGUCGACAUGCAAACCAUGGUGCUCAAGGUGGAGAGCGAAAAGCCCCACAUCUCCAUGCAGCAGCAGCAGCAUCUUGUCCAAAUGCCUCAGCUUCAGAACGGCCGAAUGAGAUCUGUGAAGAAUGAACAGGAGAAUCUCCAGACCAUUCAGCAUCACCAGCGAACUCCCCACCACUCAUCUCAGACAAGUCGCCAAAGCACCACCCACCAGUCUCAAAGUUCCUUACAGCAGUCUGUGUUAAAUUCUGAUCCGCCACCAUUAGUUCCUAUCCUUCCUCCGGUCUCUACCAUCACAGGAUCUCUUAACUUAAGUUGCCAUUUGUGUGGAAAAAAUUUCCGGCGCCAAAAAACUCUAGAAACUCACCUGAGUAUUGCUCAUCCUAAACAGGAAGACAUCGAACAAUUUAGUGACCCUGAAGACAUGAUGGAGGGGAUUCGUGAAGUUGUGGAAGCAGGAGAAGGUUCUGAUGAAGAUUCCCAAUCCAUGGUUCGCCUGACAACACUGACAACUCAUAGUGCUGACUCAGUAGAUAAAUCACACUCCGACUCUUGGUAUCGCGAUGACGAUAUUUCAGCCACAGAAGCAGAUUUGCAAGCGCUUCAGCAUGCUGAAAACGAACAACGCAAUCAGGGACACAUUCAGCAUGAAGGAAAUUCUCAUCAACAGCAAGCAGCUACUCAGUUAGAGGUUGCUCACAUGUGUGACUUGUGUGGUGAUGCUUUCCAUUCCAAAGCGAGGCUCAACCAACAUCUCAGAGUGGAGCACAUGGAGCUUCGGCAAAAAGGGAAAGAUAAAGCUAUUGAAGAUGAUGACGACUAUCCCAAAGGCAAAAAGCUGCGCCGUUUGGCUUGUAACCAAUGUGACAGAGUUUUCAACCAUCGUAAUUCUCUGGUGUACCAUCUAAGAAGUCAUUCAGGAGAACGUCCUCAUCAAUGUGAAGAAUGUGGGAAAAGCUUCUUUGCAACUAGCGCUCUUAAGGUCCACAUGCGUUUACAUUCUGGUGAUAAACCUUACAAAUGUGAAUUUUGUGGCCGAAACUUCCGCCAAUGGGGAGAUCUUAAAUAUCACUGCACAUCUCGCCAUUCUGAAGAGAAGCAGUAUCAGUGUGAAUACUGUGGAAAAGACUUUGCUCGGAAGUACUCACUCAUUGUUCACCGUCGUAUUCACACAGGUGAAAAAGACUAUGUCUGCGAAUUUUGUCAGAAGAAGUUCAGAGCUUCUUCAUAUCUUCAGAAUCAUCGUAGGAUACAUACAGGUGAAAAACCACAUCGUUGUGAAAUAUGUGACAAACCCUUCAGAGUGCGUUCUGACAUGAAACGGCACCUCAACACUCACAAUCGAGAGAGGCAGCGUCUCUCAGGUGGAGCUAAUGCCAAUCGUGCCAACAAACAGGUGGAAGAAGUUGAUGAAGCUGAAGUUGAUGCACCAGAUUCGCAAGACCACAUGCAUCAAAAUCUUCAUAUCCAUGAGCUGGAUAACGCUACAACAAUUACCGUGAUGAAGACUGAUUCUGAAGGAGCGAUGGAGAUCUUGCCUGAUGACCCCAGCAGCCAGGGCGCUACCACAAUAAGUCUGAGUGCCCACUCGACGGAUGCUGGCCUGCAGUAUGCCAGCGAUAGGGACACCAUGGACUCCCACCACCGCUCGCACUCGGGCUCGGCGCAGACCAGUCAGCUUGUCUAUGUCCUGCCUACAAGUUAUUACAUGUAGAUGACUCUUAACAUCACCUGGCAAUUUUUGUGACAAUGCCCAGUAUCAACUGUGAACUAUCUCCGUUACUUCGUUUUCUCUGUGAUAUUUCUGAAGUCCGACUGCAAAAGGCAAUGACAAUGUCUUUGCACGGCUAUCUUCGACCCUUCAUGUUACCACCGUGAUCCUCAUUCGCAAAUUGUACAUAAUGGUAGUCCGAUGAAUUGUGAAUAUUGUACAGAGCUGCUAUAAUUUUGAGAAUAUGUAUGUUUUUGUUGAUUUUGAGGAAAAUUAUUGGUUUAAAUUUAUGUUGGGUCUUAAGAUAUUUGCUUUUAUUUCUUUUCACAAAGACUCCAUCUUGAAUGAAUCAUUUACCAAUUCUGUGUAUCCUAGAAAAAUGCAUGUAUUCAUGGAGAAGUGACCUGUCGUGGGGAAUAUUUUUCUGAGCAAUUUACUUUUAGCUGUUUGUCCUGCCAAAAUACUGUUCUUGGUGCAGCAUUUGUGCAUCAUUUUGUCAAGACUACUAUGUUUUCUUGUAAUACUGUGACCAGAAAAUUUUAUACAGCGUUGGUGCCUGUAAUUAAUGAAUUCAAUUAUGUUUUUCUCUGUUCCAAUUUAUAUGCAUCAAAUAUUAUGUAAUCACUGCCAUGAUUUAGAUGUUAAUUUGUAAACCAACAAUGAAUUCCUUAUUCUGCUGUGCAUCAAACCCGAAGUAUGAAUUACCUCUGUUAUAGGUCACUUAAUUUCUAUGGAAAUGUAUUUUUGUUCUGUGACACACAACACUAGAUAGUUAAUGUGUCUGAAGGUGUUUCACCUGUAGUAAUGUAUGUAGUGUAUAAAGUACAAACAUGUGUAUCCUUAUCUCUUAAUAUUUGUUGAAGUGUGAUCUGAGUUACAGACUUCAUGACAGAUUUUUUGGAGGCAAUACUUGUUUAGGAUGAUAGCUUUUAGUGCUGUGAUUGUGGAUUUACCUUUGAAAACACUUUGGUCCAAGGCUGUAAAUAUAUUAUGUCACUCCUGCAUUGAAAGUACAGUAACACUAGCAACUUAGGAACAUAUACAGUACUUUCUGAGAGAGGGGUUUUGUACAGUCAAAUGUGUAAGUGAGGCUUUAGUUCUGUUUUCUUGUAAGCAUGUGGUGAGACCCCAUACAAACUAGGAUCCUAAGUACUUCAAUUUAUUAGUAAGGUCAUUUCUAAGACAUAUCAGAAUUAAUACCACAUAAAGUAUAUUUUGAUGAAACAAUUUUGUUUUCAGUUCUGUUUUUGUAAUUGGUAUUUUCUUGUGAACUUCAAGAUUUCAUAUAUCACUGUAAAGAAUGCUGUGGCAAACUUUGGUGGCAUCUUGUGUGUUUGUGCUUAAGGUCAUGUCUUUUACUAAAGCACAAAUACCUGUUAGAUUUCACCACAUUUUUAAAGCAUUAAUCCUGCUUUGUGAUACAGUUUCUGGCACUUCACUUUGUCUGUGUUAACAGCAGAUAUUGAAAUUUUGCAACCUUGUGCCUCGGCUUUUGCAUCUUAAUACUCAUUUAUUCAUAUUCCUCCCUGUUGUUGGUGCUGCUUCAAGAACAAAUUCUUGUUAAUGUGUGGCCUUAAUUAAUUUAUUUUAAUUCUCUUGUUGAUGAAGGUUACUUCAUUAUUUAUCUCGUAAACAGAGUAGAUAAGGCCGAACUUGGUACAUUGAAGGUAUUGGUUGCCUUCUUACAGAAACAUCUUUGGAUAGGUGUGAUGAAAGAGCCUAGCUAUUUAUCUACGUACUUGUUGUUUUAUUUAGUACGUAAUUUUUCUCCAAUGCUUGCCCUUGUGUUUUGGUAACUCCCUUCCAUACCAGUGGAUAGUCUUUUGAUAUUAUUGUAUUUUGGGAAACACUGUGAAAUGCUCAUAACAUUUUAUAAAGUGGACUUCUCUUAAUUUUCCAUGAAUUUUGCUCAGCCUACACAACAAGCAGAUUUAACCUUUUAAUCUUAAUCUUGAAUUGUAUGCAAACCAAUGCUUUUUUGCUAUCAUUGGCAACCAUUAAAACAGCUAUCGGUUUUUUAAAAAUACUACAUCAACUAAGUCAACUGUUUUUAAAAUGAUUUUAUUUUGAUUCUGGAUUGUUACAUAUUUGUAUGUAUCUCCAUCUGUAAUUUUUUUUUUUCCUCCAAUCUGAUACCAGUACCUCAAACUCACAAUUUCCUUUUGUAACUGCUUUGCAAAGAUUUAUUGUGUUUUGGAUGAAACUAUAUUUCUGUAACAUUACAAUAAGGACGUUGACUAGGGAUAAUUAUUGCUAUAACACCAUACCGACCUUACACAAGGUCUCCUACUCUUAAUAUCGUAUUUUAUAUUUUUGAGAGGUUCAUGAUAAUUUUAACUAUUAGGACAAUUUAAAUGCUGAUUUUACUAGCACAAGACUGAAAACGAUAACCAAAGUGGCCAAAUGUGGAAAGUUAAAUCCUGUCUUAUGGCCAUCACAUUUUUGCUUGGACAUGGAACAACAUUGAUCCUUGGUUGUUCAACUUGUGGCCAAUCAUUGGUUAUUUCCCCUUCCUCUUCAAUCAUGUUGUGUCUCUUGAGAUUGUCUUGCGAUCUUCCUCACAAAAUGAACUAUGGAAUGUGGCAUUGUGAGUGUUUUGAGAACAAAGCAACUACAUCUCAAGGGUGGUUCAAUUUUUCAAUGAUGUUCUUGAAGUAGUUCUCCCUGCCCUUCUCAUGUGGAGCCAUAAUCUUAAAACCUAUGUUAAUAUUGAUAAGUAUUUUUCUGAGACGAAUGGAGGACUGAUGUUAUGUAAGUUAACUUUAUUGGUCUAUUGUACAUUAUGAAAUAGAUAACAUUGAUAUGCA